AUGGAUUGCACGCACCUCUAUGCCGAUGCGUUGAGUGGCAGUCCCCACUUCCGGACUGAUGGCGACUUACAGUCUGUGAAGAAGCACUUCUCCCACUUCGUCGAAAGUGCAAGAAUGAAUUUCUCCCUGGAGGUAGGCAUUCCCAAGGAGAAGCAGAGGAGAAGACACCAAAACGUGUUUGACCGAUUGACCGAUGCGAACUUUUACACAGGAAUGUAUAAGCAGAAGUUCGACACGUUAAGGAGCAGGGCCGCCGAGAAAGGGACUUGUCAAAAUGUUAAGCUUAACCAGCUAGUAGCGGAGGGAGGUGAUCCAACCGAACAGAACCCACCGCCCAUUUUUGAGAAGCAGAAGAAGACGCAGAAGAAGAGGCAGAUAAAGUGCAAAACAGGCGUAGUUACUGCUGGCACGCUGGGGGUGCAGAAGUAUGGAAUUCAAAUCGCACCGCCGAAAACCAUCUGGCUCUUUCGCAACGGAGAUGAACACCACGAAGGGCUUCUCUUCCUAGUGAAGCCACACGUCCACAAUUGGAAAUCUCUGCUGAGAGAAAUUACCAAAGUGCUGGGCCCCACCAUUGGACCUGUUAGAACUAUAUACAAUGCGAACUUCCUCCAAGUGCGCACCGUCGAGGCGCUGAACGAUGGGGAGAAGUACCUGUGUACAUCUGGGGAGCCCCCAGCGCGCGUGGACAGGCUGACUCGCUUCCUUAGUCGCUGGGUGAUGCACGGGAGUGACCCCCAUGCGGGGUAG
Messenger RNA from Plasmodium inui San Antonio 1, 750 nucleotides. RefSeq lists its product as hypothetical. The record is from RefSeq and is a predicted model, not a curated record. The coding region runs from base 1 to 750 and encodes 249 amino acids. The transcript has a single exon. NCBI's taxonomy places the organism in Eukaryota, Apicomplexa, Aconoidasida, Haemosporida, Plasmodiidae. Gene Ontology annotation, biological process: intracellular signal transduction.